Messenger RNA from Prorocentrum cordatum, 442 nucleotides. The record is from the annotation of a GenBank genome assembly. NCBI's taxonomy places the organism in Eukaryota, Dinophyceae, Prorocentrales, Prorocentraceae.
CGGGCGGCCGGGCCUGGCGUCGAGCGGGCCCGCGCUGUGCCUGGCCGCGCGGCGGAACCAGGCCGAGCAAGUGGCGGCGCUGCUGGAGGCCGGGGAGGACCCGGACGCGGCCGACGCGCAGGGCCGCCGGCCGCUGUGGUACGCGCUGCGACAUCUCAACGUCGGCGUGGUGCAGGCGCUGAUGAGGUACGGGGCCACCGCCGCCUCGGCCUGCAGCCGCGCGGGCGAGGACCCCGCCGAGGUCGUGCGCCGAAGUGUGCUCAGGAGCCCCGCCGGGCCGGGCCGGGCGCACGCCGAGCGGGAGCUGCUGGCGGCGCUGGGCGCCGACGGCGGGCGCCUGCCGCCGCUGCGGGCGGCGGAGGAGGAGCCGCACGCGGCCUGGGCGCGGGAGCGGGUGCUGGCCCGGGCGCGCGCUUUGCACGGGCGGGUGCUCGAGAUCGAC